Molecule: messenger RNA, 1331 nt
Organism: Anopheles aquasalis
Lineage: Eukaryota; Metazoa; Arthropoda; Insecta; Diptera; Culicidae
Gene: Rnmt
Product: RNA guanine-7 methyltransferase
Biological process (GO): 7-methylguanosine mRNA capping
Cellular component (GO): nucleus
Molecular function (GO): mRNA 5'-cap (guanine-N7-)-methyltransferase activity
Source: RefSeq, a predicted model, not a curated record
ACACAAACUGCCGCUUGGCACCGGAGAACAAGGAGGAAAAAAGAGGUUUUCCAGGAGGAAAAGCGAUUGUUUUAGCGAAUAGUUCCGUUCAGAUCGUUGCAAUGGGUUCCGAUUUAGAAGAUAGUAGUGAAAGUGCCACGGAAAUGAUGGCAGAAGGCAACGAACCAAAGAGCAAAGAGCUGCCCGAGCAGGGCGCAGCGCACAGUGAGAUCGUGGCCUCGCACUACAAUAAACUGGAGGAUCGAGGACUAUCGGCGAGGAAAAAGUCCAACAUAUUCCAUUUGCGGAACUUUAACAACUGGAUCAAGAGUGUGGUCAUCGAAGAGUACAGUAAUUUGGUGAAGCAACGAAUCCCGCUGGGAUCGCCCUACCGAGUCCUCGAUAUGUGCUGCGGCAAAGGCGGUGAUCUUAUGAAAUGGAUCAGCGCCAAAGCAACGCACCUGAUUUGCACAGAUAUCGCACAGGUCAGCUUGGAGCACUGCGAAUCCCGGUACAAUCAGACGAAUAAUCCGGAGAAAGAGGGCGUGCGACGGAAGGUGGAAUUCUUCGCCGCCGAUGCAACUCUGCAGCAGCUUCGCACAAAGUACAAGGACCCCUCGAUGAAACUGCACCUGGUCAGCUGCCAAUUUGCCUUCCAUUAUUCGUUUGAAUCCUACAAACAGGCGGACUGCAUGUUCAAGAACGCGGCGGAAUGUUUAGACGAAGGAUUCUACUUUAUCGGCACGAUUCCCGAUGCGAACGAGAUAAUGAAGCGGCAGCGGUUGGCGAUGGCGGAUUCGUUCGGGAACGACAUUUACAACAUUACUUUUCAUUGUGACCCCAACAACCCUCCGCUGUUUGGCGCCAAAUACAACUUUCAACUGGACGAGGUCGUGAAUUGUCCCGAGUUUUUGGUCCAUUUCCCAACCUUCGAGAAGCUGGCCCUCAAACAUGGCCUGCGGUUAAGGGAGAAGAAACGCUUUGAUGAAAUAUUCGAUAACUAUAAGGUACCUAAGAAAUUCCUGCUGGAACGAAUGCAGGCGCUUGAGACGUAUCCCCAAUCGGGUGGUCGAGGAAUGCACCAAAAUGAGGGACCACGGAAAGACGGUACCCAGUACCGGCAUGCGGAGGAAUAUGAAAGGAAAUUAUCGGCCAACCAAUUCUUUAGGGUGGGCACUUUAUCGCAGAAAGAGUGGGAAGCUGCAACUUUAUACUUGUUUUUUGCUUUUGAGAAAAUGAAGACUACCUAUGAUGCCCUUGGAAAGCCUAUCUAUUCAUGAAGAAAAUGGUGCUAAAUAAUACUGAGAGGAUCUGAUGGAAGAAUAGAUGCAUCAAUACAGUGAAUAGUGGAA